GCAGAGGAGGCUGCACGCUGUUUUUCAAAGGGACAAAACCCGUAACAUUCACUGAAUAGAAAUUGUAAUAGUGUAACCACACUUUUACACGUUAUAAAACAAAAUAUUGAUGACUAUUGAAAAACACGCGGUUUCAGCAGUUUGGAGGGGGUGCUGCUGAAGUCACCAUGUGGAACCAUUCUAAUUUGUAAGAGACCAACGGAGCGCUGACGUGCAAGAAAACGGGAAAGUUACGGACGUGAGCAGGAUGUCUGCGGAUGAGGGGGCUCAUGCCCACGUCAGGUCCGGGGAUGCUCCCAUGUACGUGUAUGAGUCGACGGUGCACUGUGCCAACGUGCUGCUGAGUCUGGAGGACCAGCGACGGCAGGACAUCCUGUGUGAUGUGACGGUGGUGGUGGAGGGGACGGAGAUCAGGGCCCACAGGGCCGUCCUGGCAGCCAGCAGCAGAUACUUCCUACAGGUGCUGCUGGGACACACACACCCCGAGCAGGAGCCAAUCAUCAGCCUGUCUGACAAGGUCACAGCCAGGGGGUUUGCCCCGCUGCUACAGUUUGCCUACACAGCCAAGCUGGUUCUGAGCAAAGAGAACAUCCAUGAGGUGAUCCGCUGUGCUGACUUCCUGGGCGUUCACAACCUAGAGGACUCCUGCUUCCGCUUUCUGCAGGCCCAGCUGCACAGCGACACCGAUGAUCACAACAAUGGCCUUCUCUGCCGCAAGGAGCACACCGAUGACCUCAUCACAGAGAUGGACGGUAGUGGUGGUUCCGCAUCGUCGGAGAAACUCAGGGUGACGUCAUCCUCAGCGUCGAGGCGGCGGCCCAAUCACUCAACCCUCACGUCCCUCACCAGCAGCCUGACCUCUGACCUCCCACGAUGCCCCAAAUACAGGAAGUACCAGCAGGCCUGCGCCAAGCACAGCGGAGAGAAUGACGACGAUGACAGCGUCACCUCAGCCGCCUCGUCACACUGCCAUACCUCAACCUCCCCAGGCCCUCUCUCAGAGACCAGCAGCACCCGUCAAGGGGGACAACCUCACCCCCUCUCCCCCUCCAGAAUCAAAGAGGAACCCCGCUCCUGGGGCGAGGGAGAGGGGAGUCCCCCAGGACUGUCAGAGGAUAGCCAGGAUGUCCUGGAGAUGGAGAUGUGGCCGGAGCCCUCAGAGCGUCCCCCCAGCAGAGGCUCACCAUCCUGCCUGAGCUCCUACCUCCAGAGGGGCCUCCUGGAUCUCAGUAACCCAGACAGCACUCUACCUACCACUCCUCUCACCCAGCAGCUACUGAACAACGAACUCUCAUUAGCCCAUAACAGGGAUAGGAACAGGGGGGCAUUUCAAGGUGAGGGUGGAAGGGACCUCAGGGCGGGGUCUGCAGGGACAGUGCAUUUGUCUGUGGAUGGUGUGACUAUGCAACCUCUGCCCUCAGACGGUCUCAGCAAGCAGGAAGUAGAGUUGGAUCGCCGUAGCAGCGUCAUCUUCUCCUCUGGAGUGUGCGACCGCCUGGGAACACCGUCUCAAUCCUACUGCGACCGGAAGUCUCUGGAAAAAGAUCUAUUGGAGAUCACAUCAAAAUCCCUGUGGACAGGUGUUAGUCAGUCCUUCCCCUGCCGCCAGCCUUACUCUCCCCUAUCCUCCUCCACCACCCUCACCACGGUCCUCCAGGACCCCCUGCCGACAGUGGCCUGCCGAGCGCAACCCACGACCAGCUGUCCUCUGCCCAUAAAGAUUUCCCCCCGCUCCCCUCCAUGCGAGCCCCGCACACGCACCUCCAGCUCCUGCUCAUCUUUCUCCUACCUGGAGGACGUGGGCAGCGGGGACUCGCCCUCCAACAUGCCCCAGUUUGAGUUCUCCUCCUCCCCAUGCUCUGUGUCGGGCUCUGGCCUGGCUCGCUGUCUGGUGGGGGAGCAGAGGGAGCACGGUGGGAUGGUGGUGGGGGAAGCCAUCUUCUCUCAGGGCCGUGCCAAGAUCAAGUGUGAACGUUCGUACGGGGCCAACUCCAGUGAUGAAUCUGGGUCCUUCUCAGAGGGAGACAGUGAGUCCGGCCCUGCCAGAGAGCCAGGCCCUGAGGUCAAACUUCCAUUCCCGGUGGAUCAGAUCACCAACCUUCCCCGUAAUGACUUCCAGAUCAUGAUAAAGAUGCACAAACUGACCUCAGAGCAGCUGGAGUUCAUUCACGACAUCCGGCGGCGCAGUAAGAACCGCAUCGCCGCCCAGCGCUGCCGCAAGAGGAAGCUAGACUGCAUCCAGAACCUGGAGGUGGAGAUACGCAAAUUGGUGCAUGAGAAGGAGAAGCUACUGAGUGAGAGGAACCAGCUGAAGGUGUGUAUGGGUGAGCUGUGGCAGAACCUCUCCUACCUGUCCCAGGCUGUGUCCCAGGAGGUGUGCAGGGAGGUGCAGGGGAACCCCGAGAAGACCAAAGCCCUGCUCCCUACACACAGGCCCAGCGAUCCCACCGCUGCCACCAACAGUAUCUCCAUCAUGGCCAGCAUCGACCUCACUUCCAACCCAAGCUCCCCAACCUCAGAGGGCAGCCUGGCCAAGUCACCCUGCUCCUAUGAAAGCCCUGUGGAGAGAGAUGUUGGCUCUGGGCAGAGGCUUAGGAGGGGGCAGGGCGGUGUGGAGACAGAGGUGUCUGUCCUGGGGCAGGAGGACCCGGAGUCUUCCCUAGAGCCUGGAGCAUCUCCGGGUGUGUGUAGCCCCACUGUUUCGGUGGAUUUCUGUCAAGAGAUGACUGAGAAAUGCACGACAGAAGAACAGCCCGGACAGGCCUGUACCUAGCUAGCAACGACUGAAUAGCUAGCAACCAUUAGUGUUUUUAUUGUUAUUAUGACACACAUCUCUACCUUGAUAUGUAUAAAAUUUGAAAUACAUUUGUUAUGCGUGUUUUUUAAAGGAUGACACUACAGUUGUCUUAUCAGCAAUACUGUUAAAACAGGUAUUUGGAGUUAUCAAACUCCUUAAGACAUAGCACUGGCAGCUUCCCCCUCUCUCUUUAUCUCUCCACCCAGCUAGCACAUUUAAUUCCUUGGAAGUUGUGGCAAUGUAUGUUUUUGGUUUCACAUUCAUUGUGGGAACGAAGGCAUACGUUUCCUGACCGGUAAAACUUAACGUUUUUUAAAUGAGAAUAGAAGGGAACAUUUUGCCUGUUCUGGGAAUGUUUAUUUUUAGGUUGCAGGGAAGUUAUGAUAACGUCUUACUAUGGUUCCUAGAACGUUUUCCUGGGAGAUUUUAUUAACGCUCUGAGAGCAGAAAUUAUAGGUUAUUUGGAGGUUUUUGAAUGACUUGCUUAAAACUUUCAUUAAGAUGUUUAAUAACACUGCUAGCUUAUUUUGUGUUAACUUUUUUGAACUCCAAGCACAGAUAAGAGACAUGGAAAUGUAUUUCCUUAGGCAUUAAUCAUGCAAACGCAAUUAUAUUUUAUUGUGACACGGCAUCAGUGAGAUUCAAACCUUUAGUCUUCUGUUCUCUAUCCAUGGAAUUAGUCCACUGCACCACCAGGAUGGAGCAAGCAUGCCAUGUUUUUUACACAUUCAAAACUGUUCAUUUUUGUCUAUUCAAACAGACCCCAUUUCAAGGAAAACAAGCACUCAUUAAGAUCAGGUGUGGCCGAUAAGUGGGUGCGGUUAACACACCUGAACACGCUUAACAAGAUAGAGGAUAGAGAGAGUUUUGUUGUUGCUGAGAACGGAAUGUAUAUAUAUAAAGUUUUCUUAACGUUUUCUGAACAAUUUGAGAACAUUACUUUAAAUGGAACCAUGAGGAAACCUGUAGGAAACGUUAUACUGAAGUACCGAAAUUCCCACAGAAGAACAUUGUUUCUUAACGUUCUCGGAACAAUUUGAGAACAUUCCCAAUGUCAAACCAGUUGGAGAAUGUUCCUAGAACAUUACCAAAAUUGAAAUUAAAUGUAACCACGUUGAACUUUUAGGAAAUGUUCUCUUAAAAGUAAUGAAAUACCAAUAAAAUAACUUAUUGUCAAGUUCCUUAAAUGUGCUGAGAAUGUUCCAAAGCCCAGCAAAUAUUAUGCACCAUAAUAGUACAAAGUACAUAAUAGUUACAACCUUUGGAAAGGUUGUAAGCAAAAUAACCAUAGGACAACCACACUCUCACCAAGCUCUAAGAAACAUAUGGUUCUCAGAACAUUAUGUGCUAGCUGGGUAUAUAUUUCUCUCUCUCUCUCUCUCCCUUACUCACUCCCUGGCUCUCAUCAUGGGAGGUUAAACUCAGGAAUUCCUCUGAAUGUUCAAUAAUGUCUCUGUAAAAAGCUAUUUCAUUACAAAUUGUACAUCUGAAGAGUUCUUCUGUACAGCUGAGAGUAGAAUUAACUCUCAUAUGCAAAGUUUCCUUCAGUUCUUAUUUCUCACUUUCUUUUCCCUGCAUACAUGUUGUUUUAUGAACAUUCCUCUUUUGCCUGUGACACACAGUAGCAUCUGUUGUGAAAGAAAGAAAGAAAUGCAGGAAUCAACAUACCGUAGCUAAAGAUGGAAAUGGAAAUAAAUAAAAAUGACCUGCACCAUUCAGCACCUCAAAGAGGUAACAUAUCCCUACCAAAUGCAUUGAAAUUGGCACUUAGAAAUGAAAACUCCCAAGCCAAGUACUUACUUAACUUAUAUUCAACAAAUAUUAAUGGUGUCAAAGACUAUCAUACUUAUCUGAAACAUAUUGCGCUUUUAGGGGUAGAAAUGUACCUUCCCACAUGUAGUGAAAAUGUAGUAAUUCGUCCUGAGGUAUUUCCACGUACAUUUAGUGUAAAUCAGAUGUAUUAAAGUAUUGGGACAUAAGUGGAAGUCACCACAUAUUCCUUGUUUGAUAAUCCAUAUAAAUUCUUAGAUAUAAGAGUGCAAUUUAUCCUCUAAACUUGUCCAGUAUUCCUAAUGGUGUAUUAUCAAGUGAAAUGUUAAAAACGAAUUCAAAGAGAUGCUUAGAUAGUUGUUGAUCCAUGGUAAUGCCAAAUGAUUCCAUUGUGGAAGAUAGUUCUGUAGCAUGUGUCAGGGUUAGCUUAGUGGUUUCUUUGUUGAUUUCUCUAGGAACUUUCAAAUGUCACAUUCGGGGAACCUCAUUGACAUCUGUUAGUUUUCCUCACAGUACAAAGUACCAAUGACAGAGCUCCACAGAAUGUACUGUUACUCUAACUACAUUGAAUAUACUUAGCACCCCAUUUUGAUAUUUUUGAAUUUAGAAAAGAAAUAUGAACAUGUUGUUAAAUUAAUUCAUUUUAACAAUGUUUCCUAUGAGGAUUAUUUGUUGGUACAAAUGUAAACUUCCUAAUAUUGAUUCUAGUGAUUUUUAAUGGUUGUUGUUUUUACUGACAAUUUGGAUGAAAGAGAAGUCUUUUGUGUGUUGUAUAAUUCACAAUGUCCUUAUUUAGUACAAAUUAAGCGAUGGUUUAAAAGAGGUGAAAGUGUUUACAAAUGUCUUUGUUACAUGUUUUCGUUUUUUAAGGAUUUUUCCAUGACAAGAGACUUUGUGUAAUUGGUUCGAUAAGUUCGAUUUUUUAAAAACUGUUUUUAAAAUGGAACAUAAAAUUGUACGUGGAUGAUGUGUUCACACAAGAUUUUAAAAGUACAUGUUUGACAAAUGCAGCUCCAAGUCUUGCCUUAGAGGUUUCAGAGGCCAAACUCAUGUGAAAGGGCCCGGAAGGUGUCAAGUUAAAACCAUACUGUAGGAAAAUAACAUUCUGUCCGUACCAUGAAAAAUGAUUGAUUUGAGUGCAAACUAAUUGUUUACUUGUUGGGGAAAAACAUAAUUGCAUUUUUCUUUUAAUGUGCAUUAACAAUGUUAUUUUUUCCACAGUAAAGGUUUGAUUGAAUCCCAACACUGGGAAUCCCAUCCCAGUGUAUGCGGAGGUCAUGCCUCGUUGGAACAUAAUGGACUCUCACACUUAUCUACCUGUAAAAUUCGGCAUACCUCUCGUUUUGGGUCUAGGACUGUAUUGUAGGAAUAAGUUGUAUGUGGUGUUGUUUCUAUUUUUACACAAACAGUGGUUAUUAUUGUAUUUGUAGAUUUCUGGUGAUCCAUUUUUUUAUGUGUAAUUUGAGUAAACUGCAAAACUGCAGAUUCAACUGUUUCGCUUUUCCCAUUUUAUCUUUGAAUGUUCAAAUUGCCUGAGUUUGCUAUAUUGUAAAUAGGGUGUAACUGUGUUUUUUGUUAAUUUGAUAUCCAAGUGUUUUGGAAGAAGAAACAAUGUUUUGUAAAGACAACAUUUCUGUUUAUGGAUUAAAACAAAUAGCAUGUGUCAA
Oncorhynchus nerka (sockeye salmon) is the source of this 6234-nucleotide messenger RNA. RefSeq names its product transcription regulator protein BACH2-like. Lineage: Eukaryota; Metazoa; Chordata; Actinopteri; Salmoniformes; Salmonidae. The coding region runs from base 248 to 2773 and encodes 841 amino acids. The record is from RefSeq and is a predicted model, not a curated record. The transcript is spliced from 5 exons. Gene Ontology annotation, biological process: regulation of transcription by RNA polymerase II. Gene Ontology annotation, molecular function: protein binding; RNA polymerase II cis-regulatory region sequence-specific DNA binding; DNA-binding transcription factor activity, RNA polymerase II-specific.